This is a messenger RNA of Cyclocybe aegerita, 2535 nucleotides long. The record is from the annotation of a GenBank genome assembly. Lineage: Eukaryota; Fungi; Basidiomycota; Agaricomycetes; Agaricales; Hemipholiotaceae.
AUGGGCAACACUGGUGUUCCCGACUACGCCUCGCAGACUCCGAUGGCGCAAGGUCACCGCAACGACUACGACCCCUCCUGGGACUCCAAGUCCGCCAAGUCGUACAACAGCAGUUUCGCUGGCUCCCAGGCCCACCUCAAUCCAUACGAGAUGGCCCAGGUGAAUGCACCCCCCAUGCCGCCAAUGCCCUAUCAGCAACAGCAGCAGUACCCCCCGCCCCAGCAGCGCCCGGGCAUGUACCGCGACCCCAGUAUUGCGGGGUGGUCUGUCGCUAGGGAGAAGCUCAUGAAGCGCCGCUCCGUGAAGCAAGUGAAGCUCUUCCAGGGCAAUCUCGUGCUCGACGUGCCCGUGCCAUCCAACAUCCUCCCCCCAGGCGGUGCGGAGGUUGAGGAGUUCUCCAAGAUGCGCUACACGGCCGCCACCUGCGACCCGGACGACUUCAUGUCCUCGCGCUAUUCCUUAAGGCAGUACCUCUACAAACGCGAGACGGAAUUGUUCAUCGUGAUGACUAUGUACAACGAAGACGAAGUGCUGUUCGUCAAGACGAUGAAUGCUGUCAUCAAGAACAUUGUACACCUAUGCAGCCGCAACCGCUCGAAGAUGUGGGGCCCUCAAGGAUGGAAGAAGGUCGUCGUCUGCGUCGUUUCUGAUGGACGGAACAAGGUCAACAAGCGGACGCUUCAAGUCCUCAGUCUGAUGGGAUGCUAUCAAGAAGGUAUCGCAAAGGAUUCCGUUGGCGGAAAGGACGUUACAGCCCACAUCUUCGAGUACACGACCAAUGUCAUUGUCACCGAGACCGGCGAAGUCUCUCAGAACGCCUGCCCUGUCCAGGUCCUCUUCUGCCUCAAGGAGCAGAACAAGAAAAAGUUGAACAGCCACAGGUGGUUCUUCAACGCUUUCGGUCCUCUCCUUAAACCCAACGUCUGUGUUCUCCUUGACGUCGGUACCAAGCCCACAGGAACUUCCAUCUACGAGCUCUGGAAAUGCUUCGACAAGCACAAGAAUGUUGGCGGCGCUUGUGGAGAGAUCUGCGUCGACUCGGGACGCGCAUGCAACCUCGUCUUGAAAUCCCCUCUUGUCGCUUCUCAGAAUUUUGAGUACAAAAUGUCGAACAUCUUGGAUAAGCCACUUGAGAGUGUCUUCGGCUACAUCAGCGUGUUACCUGGUGCCUUCAGUGCCUACCGUUACAAGGCUCUUCUCAACGGUCCAGAUGGCAAAGGACCUCUUGCCUCUUAUUUCAAGGGUGAGACCAUGCACAGCGGAGGAAGCGGUGCCGGUCUCUUCGAGCGCAAUAUGUAUCUCGCAGAGGAUCGUAUUCUCUGCUUCGAGAUCGUGACCAAGAAGCGCGAAGGAUGGGUUCUGAAGUACGUCAAGAGCGCAAAAGCCUCAACCGAUGUCCCCGCCAGUGUCCCCGAAUUCAUCUCACAACGUCGUCGCUGGCUCAACGGUUCUCUCUUCGCCUCUAUACACGCCACCGUGUUCUUCUUCAAGAUAUGGGGGUCUGGCCAGAAUUUCUUCCGCAAGAUUUUCCUUCAGAUCGAGUUCAUCUACAACGCCGUUCAGCUCCUGUUCACAUGGACGUCGCUCGCCAACUUCUACCUCGCUUUCUUCUUCCUCGUGUCCUCUGCAACAAAAGAAGGCACAGAGGAUGCUUUCAAUUUCCUAAGCAAAGGUGCUGGCAAAGCCGUGUUCGAGGUCUUCCUAAAUCUCUAUAUCGGUCUUCUGUUUGUCGUCCUUGUUUGUUCUUUGGGAAAUCGGCCACAGGGCUCGAAAUGGACGUAUACGGUCGCGAUGUUCCUCUUCGGCUUAUGUAACAUCAUCACGACCUGGUGUGCUGGCUUUACGGUUUAUCUCGCCGUUCCUCAUGACAUCGAAGGAUGGAGGAACUUCCCGCAACUGUUCAAGGAGAACAAGACACUGCAAGAAGUCGUCGUCGCCCUCCUCGCCACGUAUGGAAUGUACAUCAUCAGCUCGUUUAUGCAUCUCGAGCCCUGGCACAUGUUCACCAGCUUCGCACAAUACAUGUUCCUCCUCCCGUCGUACGUUAACAUUCUCAUGAUGUACGCCAUGUGCAACUUGCACGACGUCACAUGGGGUACGAAAGGAGACAACGGUGCCGCAAAGGACCUCGGCGGGGCCAAGAAGGUCAAAGGCGAGGACGGCAAAGAGAUGAUGGAGGUCGAAAUUCCGACAGCUCGCGAAGACGUCGAACAGCUCUGGCAAGCGUCUGGGGCGGCUCUCAGACACCCACCACCCGAAGAGAAGGAGCAUCGCGAUGCCACCACCAAGCAGGCUGACCAUGACAGAAACAGCCGCACCAACGUCGUCCUUGCGUGGGUCGGUUCCAACAUGAUCAUGAUUCUCUUCUUCACAUCCCCUGCGUUCACGGCAUGGGUCGAGGAGCACGUCACGAAGGACGGCAACACCGCUUUCAACCCUUACCUCUCUUUCCUCUUCUAUGCCUUUGCUGGCCUGUCACUUAUUCGUUUCACUGGGUCCUUACUUUACCUCCUUCUCCGGCUAGUGGGCCUAUGA